Messenger RNA from Rhinolophus ferrumequinum (greater horseshoe bat), 668 nucleotides. RefSeq names its product peptidyl-prolyl cis-trans isomerase FKBP1A-like. Lineage: Eukaryota; Metazoa; Chordata; Mammalia; Chiroptera; Rhinolophidae. The record is from RefSeq and is a predicted model, not a curated record. Gene Ontology annotation, molecular function: peptidyl-prolyl cis-trans isomerase activity. The transcript has 2 exons. Bases 69 to 395 code for a protein of 108 amino acids.
AAGGCCGCCAGGUCCGGUCUUGGUCCACGCCGCGCAUCGCGCCGCCCGCCCGCCCCGCGUCCGCCGCCAUGGGAGUGCAGGUGGAGACCAUCUCCCCCGGAGACCGGCGCACCUUCCCGAAGCGCGGCCAGACCUGCGUGGUGCACUAUACGGGGAUGCUUGAAGAUGGAAAGAAAUUUGAUUCCUCCCGGGACAGAAACAAGCCCUUUAAGUUUAUGCUAGGCAAGCAGGAAGUGAUCCGAGGCUGGGAAGAAGGGGUUGCCCAGAUGAGUGUGGGUCAGCGAGCCAAACUGACUAUCUCCCCGGACUAUGCCUAUGGCGCCACUGGGCACCCAGGCAUCAUCCCACCAAAUGCCACUCUCGUCUUUGACGUGGAGCUUCUAAAACUGGAAUGACAGGAAUGGCCUGGCCUCCUCCCUGAGCUCCUUGUUCUUGGAUGUGCCAUGGAGGGAUCUGGCGCCCCCAGACGCGCACACGCGAAUCUGUGCUGUUUGUAGACACUUAACACCCAAUGAAAGCCCAGCCAUCAUGACAAAUCCGUGAGUGUUGUCUUAAGAAAAUGAUGCUGGUCAUCACAGCUUCAGCAUCUCCUGCUUUUUGAUGCUCAGCUCCCCCUGCUCAUCAAAGUUUCCUGGCUUUUCCUUCGCCCCUCUCACUCCUUGGCUGUC